This is a messenger RNA of Diachasmimorpha longicaudata, 2256 nucleotides long. Its product is annotated as pescadillo homolog. Bases 138 to 2051 code for a protein of 637 amino acids. The transcript is spliced from 2 exons. Lineage: Eukaryota; Metazoa; Arthropoda; Insecta; Hymenoptera; Braconidae. The record is from RefSeq and is a predicted model, not a curated record. Gene Ontology annotation, cellular component: PeBoW complex; nucleolus. Gene Ontology annotation, biological process: ribosome biogenesis; maturation of LSU-rRNA from tricistronic rRNA transcript (SSU-rRNA, 5.8S rRNA, LSU-rRNA). Gene Ontology annotation, molecular function: RNA binding.
CUAAUGUAGGGACAGGUAUUCAGUUCGUGGUUCUUUCAGUGUCCUGCACGUGUUGAUGUUUAUUUGUAAUUGAAAUAUUCAUGUGGGUUUAUUUUAAAAAAUAAUCUGAAUUUAUUGGAUUCCUACAAAAUAUCAAGAUGGUUGUAAUCGGGAAAAAGAAGUACAAAACCGGAGAGGGUGCGCAGUUCCUGACCCGGAAAGCAGCUCUGAAGAAGCUCCAACUGUCUCUCAGUGAGUUUCGAAAAUUAUGUAUAUUAAAAGGGAUAUAUCCAAGGGAGCCGAGAAACCGCAAACGUGCCCAGAAGGGAAAGAGUGGAAUUAAAACAUUGUAUCACGUGAAGGACAUUCAGUUUCUAUUGCACGAGCCAAUAAUAUGGAAACUCCGAGACUACAAAAUAUUCAACCGAAAGGUUGGAAGAGCGAAGGCGCUCAAGGACUUCUCAGCAAUGAAGAGAUACUUGAACAAUCAUCCAACCCUGAAGCUUGAUCACAUCGUCAAGGAGCGAUACCCAACGUUCAUUGACGCCUUGAGGGAUGUGGAUGAUUGCCUGACACUUUGUUAUCUAUUCAGCACAUUCCCAUCUAUGGCACAUGUCCCCAGGAGUCAAUCAGCCCUUUGCAGAAGACUCACCAUAGAGUUCAUGCACGCCUGUAUUGUGGGGAAAUACCUGAGGAAAGUUUUCGUGUCCAUCAAGGGAUACUACUACCAAGCGGAGAUCAAGGGACAGACCAUCACCUGGAUAACCCCUCAUCAUUUCUCGUUCGAGCCGCAGUCGAAGACUGAAGUUGAUUUCAGAAUCAUGUCGACGUUCGUUGAGUUUUAUAUCACCAUGUUGGGAUUUAUCAACUUUAGGCUUUAUCAUCAGCUGAACCUGCAUUAUCCACCGAAGUUCAACUCUUAUGGCAAUGACGAGAAAGCACUCGUCGACGAGGCAGCCUAUGUGUCCGAGCGAAUAAGUGCUUUGAACAUCCCCCUCAUCCGCUUAGAUGCAACGAGUCAGGCUGCUGAGGAGGAGGAGAUUGAUCUCGAUACCUUCUCCAACGAGACAGAUGAGACGAAGCUCGAGGAGGCGCGCAAGGAGGCCGAAAAAUUGAAAAAAUUGAAAACCCUCUUCCAAGGUAAGAAGUUCUUCCUCAAUCGUGAAGUGCCACGUGAGCCCCUGGUCUUCGUGAUCAGGUGUUUUGGAGGAGAGGUCUCCUGGGAUAAGCUCUCCUUCGUGGGCGCGACAUUUGAUGACAACGAUGAGUCCAUCACUCAUCACAUCGUCGACAGGCCCAGCAUGGACAAGCAGUACAUUUCAAGAUACUACGUGCAGCCCCAGUGGGUCUUUGACUCUGUGAAUGCCCGGGAACUUCUUCCAGUCGAGAAUUAUCUGAUGGGGGCAGUACUGCCCCCGCAUUUGUCACCUUUCCAUAAUGACCAGUUAGAUCAGGUCUAUAUGCCUCCGGAGGAACGGGCUCUCAUCGAUCCUUCCUUCAAGUUGAAUGCCGGAGGCGAUGAAGAGUCGGAAGAUGAAGAAGCGGAGGAUGGAGAGAAUGAUGAUGAGGAGGAGGAGGAGAUUAUCGAAGCAACUGACGAAGACGAGGAGACUGAGGAUGAUGAGGAGGAUGAAGAUGAUGAGGAUGAAGAGGCUGAGGAUGAUGAAGUGCAAAAGUUUCAAGUGAAGAAUGGGAAAAAUCAACAGAAGAAGAAGGGAGCCCAGGGACAGACAGCCAAUGUUCGAGAAACUGAUAACAAGGAGUCGGUAAAGAAUAUAAAGAUGGAUAGGGAACAGGAGCGAUUGUCUAAGACGAAAGCGAUGAAAGUAAAACCUGGUGAAGUCCUCCGCGAAGAUCCGUGGGCUAAAGCGAAACAGGAGAAACAAGAGUUCCGACUGCGCGAGAAAAUGAUUAAGAAGAAGCACAGGAAGUUGUACAAGAGCAUGAUGAAAGGACGCGAAGACAGGGCUAAGGAAAUUUGGCUGUUGAGGAAGAAGAGGAGGAUCCACGAGGAGGGAGAGAAGGAGAAGAGGAAAGAGGAGAGAAAAACGAAGAAACUGAAAUCUGCUUAAUAGAGGUUUAAGAUUUUUUGCAUUUUUAAUUAAUCCAUGAAAUAAUAGUCAAAUAAAUUGGAAAUAAUGAAGAAAAUUUGUAUCAUGUAUUUUUUUUAUUUUUCAUUUUUUUGACAGUUGUGAAUCACAGGUGGAUUCAACCAGAGGAAUAUCACUUAAAAUAUUUAAUUGAAAUAUUAAAAAAAAUAUUUAAAAAAUUGAAAAA